UAGUAACAUGCGAUGGUCCAUUUCCAGGAAACUGGCAACUUGGAAUUAAUCGCACCAAAUGCAAAAUUCUUCUUGCUCCUACUUUACUUGACUCUCUCUUUUCUUUUGAAUUUAAACUAUUUCAAUUUACUCCAAAUUAGGGUUCUUUAACCUUGAAUUGAAAGAAAUGCAGUCCUCUAUGUACCAAACACAAGACACAAACUCACAACAACAUUCAUGGCCUGCAGAUUUUGGAUUGGGUACAAGCGAUCGCAGGUACGCUUAUUUUCGGCAAUCUUCGUUUCAGCAAUCAGGAGAGCCUCCACACACUCCGAUUUCAAUCAUAUCAAGCGACUCAACUACAAAGCCUCUGCUUUCACGCACCGUUUCAAGUAUUGACGUCCCACCUGAGAUUUACACUUUUGAUUACGUAGACAUGGAAAAAGAAGAUUCCAUGUCGUGGCCGUCGUCGUCGUCAUCGUCGUCAUCAUCAUCAGUUUUGUACACUCUGAUUUCCAUGUUUAGGGUUUUAAGGAGUGGAAAUAGGCAAAUGAAGCGGCUUUUGACUUUGAUUUCGCUUAAUGUUGCUUAUUCUACUGCUGAAUUAGGAAUUGGUCUCUUUACUGGUCGUGUUGGUUUGGUAUCAGAUGCAUUUCAUUUGACAUUUGGAUGUGGCCUGUUAACGUUUUCUUUAUUUGCAAUGACCACUUCUAAGAAAAAGCCUGAUCGUGUCUAUACUUAUGGGUACAAAAGGCUUGAAGUUCUGGCUGCUUUUACGAAUGCUCUGUUUCUUUUGUUCAUGUCGUUUUCUAUAGCAGUGGAAGCACUUCAUGCAUUCAUACAAGAAGAAUCUGAGCACAAGCAUUAUUUGAUUGUUUCUGCAGUGACAAAUUUACUUGUAAAUCUUAUUGGCGUUUGGUUCUUCAGGAACUACGCUCGCAUUAACCUUGUCUACAGAACAGCAGAAGAUAUGAAUUACCACUCAGUUUGCUUGCAUGUUCUUGCUGAUUCCAUUCGCAGUUCAGGUUUAAUAUUGGCAUCCUGGUUGUUGUCCCUCGGGGUCGCCAAUGCUGAAGUUUUAUGUUUGGGGCUGGUUUCCGUUGCAGUCUUUAUGCUUGUCAUGCCACUGUUUAAGACUACUGCUGGUGUUUUGCUUCAAAUGGCACCACCUAGAGUUCCAUCUUCAGCACUGAGCAAAUGCCUGAGACAGGUUACUGCUCGGGAAGAUGUUAAUGAAGUUUCUCAAGCUCGUUUUUGGGAAUUGGUGCCUGGUCAUGUUGUUGGCUCGCUUACACUUCAGUUGAAGAAAGGGGUGGACGAUAGGCCCAUAUUAGAGUUUGUGCAUGGUUUAUAUCAUGAUUUGGGCGUACAGGACCUCAUAGUGCAGACUGAUUAUGAAUAAGACCCAUCUCUCACUUUUUUAUGAUCUGUUGGUACAAGCAGCUUUAGUGUGAACCUCAUCAUUUUCUCUUCUUUUUUUGUUUCCCUAAAUCAUUGUCAUUAGCAAACAGGUCUAUUACCUAUAGAAGGGAAUUUUUAAUCUAUUUUCCCAAUAUAUGGAUAAUAAUUCUAAUCUAUUUUCUCGAUUUACAAUGUA
Molecule: messenger RNA, 1576 nt
Organism: Ricinus communis (castor bean)
Lineage: Eukaryota; Viridiplantae; Streptophyta; Magnoliopsida; Malpighiales; Euphorbiaceae
Product: metal tolerance protein C2
Exons: 10
Coding region: 167-1381 (404 amino acids)
Biological process (GO): intracellular zinc ion homeostasis; zinc ion transport; transmembrane transport
Cellular component (GO): membrane; Golgi apparatus
Molecular function (GO): zinc ion transmembrane transporter activity
Source: RefSeq, a predicted model, not a curated record